This is a messenger RNA of Dendronephthya gigantea, 1083 nucleotides long. RefSeq names its product ficolin-2-like. Bases 10 to 1002 code for a protein of 330 amino acids. The transcript is spliced from 5 exons. The record is from RefSeq and is a predicted model, not a curated record. Lineage: Eukaryota; Metazoa; Cnidaria; Anthozoa; Malacalcyonacea; Nephtheidae.
CGUGCAAUCAUGUUUAAGAUAAUAACUUUACUUUCUCUGAUCGUUCAAAUUGAAUAUAUAAUUUCAAUGAACUGUCCUCCAAUGAUUUAUACUCCAAUUAGAAAAGGUGGUCUGUCUCUAUCUCCAGAUGGAAUCAUAUCGAAUCAUACCAUAGUACAUGGGAUUGUCCAGAUGGAAUGCUUUGAGCACUGUCAGAGAGAACCGGGAUGCGUUGGAUUCAACUACAGAGAAAAGUUCAACGUUGUGAACUGCCAACUGACCAGCAUCGUUGAAAGGACAAAUCACAGCAAAAUGACGGGCAAAGGCGAAUGGAUAUUGAUGCUCGAUAAUGAAGCGGAAAAGAGAAGAAAUGACGUUUUAAACUCAGCCACUAGCUGUGCCUAUCUGUAUAACAAAGGCGUGAGGAAAGAUGGUGUUUAUACCAUUGAUCCUGAUGGCCUGGGAUCGUUUCAAAUCAGUUGUGAUAUGAGCACAGACAGGGGUGGCUGGACCGUGUUCCAAAGAAGACAAGAUGGAAGUCAAGAUUUCUUCCUUGGAUGGUCAGACUAUAAAGCAGGCUUUGGUAAUUUGAGUGGCGAGUUCUGGUUGGGCCUGGAGAGAAUACAUCGUUUGACCAAGUCUGGCCAAAAUGUUUUAAGAGUUGAUUUGAUGGAUUUCAAUGGCACUAAACGUUACGCUGAAUAUGGAACGUUUAGUGUGGCUAAUGAAUCAGACAAAUACAGAUUGAAUAUUGGCAGUUAUUCAGGUGAUGCAGGUGAUUCUCUGGCUGACCACAAUCAUAUGCAGUUCUCUACCAGGGAUAGUGACAAUGAUAAAUAUAGUAAUGGUGAAUGUGCUGUCAUGUGGAAAGGUGCUUGGUGGUACACGAGCUGUCAUCGUUCAAACCUCAAUGGCCUGUACGUUGGUGCAGGUCAUUUUAGUGGCAGCAGAAUAAGCUGGAUAAAAUGGCACCGUCAUUCAAUGAAAGAGACGGAAAUGAAAAUUCGUUCACUCAACUUUUAACAUAAUUUCUGCACAACCGAUUAAGAAACGAACAUUCACUAAGGAAGGCAAAAAGACAAGUCUGCGACAUUCGUGAUAGAU